AUGGCUGACCGUGAUAGCGCAUCUGAAAGCGACUCAAGCUCGAUCGACGGAGGUCCGAUAAUGAUGCCACCGUCUCCUGUAACUAGAGAACAACUUCAAAAAAGGAUUGAGUCGUUACAACAGCAUAAUCGUGUUCUUAAAGUCGAGCUAGAAACAUAUAAAUUAAGAGUAAAAGCGUUACAAGAAGAGAAUCGUGGUCUUCGGCAAGCCUCUGUCAUUAUACAAGCUAAAGCUGAGCAGGAGGAGGAAUUUAUAAGUAAUACAUUGUUAAAAAAAAUCCAAGCACUUAAGAAAGAGAAAGAAACAUUGGCGCACCAUUAUGAACAAGAAGAAGAAUGUUUAACUAAUGAUUUGUCAAGAAAAUUGAAUCAAUUGCGCCAAGAAAAAUGUCGAUUAGAACAAACUUUAGAACAAGAACAAGAAUGUCUUGUGAACAAAUUAAUGAGGAAGAUAGAAAAACUUGAAGCUGAGACACUUGCAAAACAAAGUAAUCUAGAGCAGUUGCGUAGAGAAAAAGUAGAACUGGAAAACACACUUGAACAGGAGCAAGAAGCAUUAGUAAAUAAAUUAUGGAAAAGAAUGGAUAAAUUGGAAGCAGAGAAGCGAAUGCUGCAAAUAAAAUUAGAUCAACCUGUAUCAGAUCCUGCUUCACCAAGAGAAAUCAAUAAUGGUGAUACUGCUACUAGUUUAAGUGCACAUAUUCAAACUCUAAGGAGUGAAGUAGCCAGACUAAGACAUACAUUGUUCAUCUCACAACAAGAACAUACAGAGAAGAUGCAACGAUAUGUAAACGAAGAGAAACAAAUUCGUGAAGAAAAUUUAAGACUUCAAAGAAAAUUGCAGCUGGAAGUAGAACGUCGUGAAGCUUUAUGUAGACAUCUUUCAGAAUCAGAGUCCAGUUUGGAAAUGGAAGAAGAACGGCACUACAAUGAAAUUGUGAUGUCUGGUGGAAAUAUAAGAAAUCGUACUGUUUCUAGCCCAGUGCCGUACAAUCCUUCACCUAGUUCCUCUAGACCACUAAGUCCAGGUUCAUCAACUAGAGAGGGAUUCAACACAAAUCGAUGUUAUGCUUGUGGUCAACCUACUACAAUUCCAUUUGCAAGCUCAUCACCACCUUCCACUGGUCACAUUGUAACAUCAUCCAAUAGACGCACAUCAGAUAGAUUUAUUAAACCUGCAAUUCCACCAACUAUUGUAAGUCCAAGUGGUCCGCCAAUUGCCGCUAACACAGCUACAAACGCAACUAGCGGGUCACCAAUGGAUAUUACUAAAACAUAAGUCAGUUGAAUUCAUCUAAUAAUAAAUAUUUCAUCGUGUAUUCGUAUAAAGUACUUUUUUGUUGAUGCAUUUUUGCUAUGUGAUUGUAUGACAUACUCAAAAGUUAUUUUAAAGAAAGUUUCAGUUUUCAAUAUUUUAAUCAUUUCAUUUUACAAUCAUAGUAUAGCGCGCAUGAAUUAAUUACAGAAUAUUCAUAAAAAUAAAUAGUCUAUAAAUUGCUCUAUACUUGGUAUCAAAUCGCUUAAAUCUUUCUUGAAACAUAAAAUAGUAUUUAUAUAAAAAAAAAAUAUUAAUAUAAAUCACAUAUGAAAUUCUGAGCUGCUUCAAAUAGACUAGCAAAAUGAAAAUUAAAGGAAAAAUCGCUCUUCUAAUUUCCUUUGUGUAUACUUUAUUAUUAUUAUUAACUUAAUGCAUCUUUUUUAAAUCUUUGAAAUAGUAAUACAAGAGGAAUAUUUUUUACUUUAAGUACUUAGGUAAUAGAAAUAAAUACUUCUGUAAUGGUUACUAUGUAACUUAUUUAAAUUUUAAUAUGUUUUUCUUAUAAUGUUAAUUUUUUUGUAACAUUAUAUGGCAUAACAUAAUAGAUAAUAAUAUAAUUUUGUUCAAGUUACACAAUCAUAAUUUCGUAUGAUUAAUACUUAUAAUGAAACUAGAAGAGCGAUAAUAUAUUUAAAAUUAAUAUGCCUUAAAAAAUAUGCAAUUAUGAUUAAAAAAAGACAGUUAACGAAAAAAGAGAAUAAAUAAAGUUAUAAAAUGGAAACUUUUUUAAUUCUUUUUUCCAAAGAAUAUUGGAUUUUGUAUUAUUUCAAAUAUGAUUGGCUUAAUGUUUUGUAUACAAUCACAUAUUGUGAGUAUUUCAUACGUAAGCAUUUGUAUGCUGUGUUUCAAAUCGACGAAACUAAUAUUGUGAAAUAACAUCUACAUGACAUUGUUGCAUUUAAAUGCAAUCAUAUUUAAAAUGAAAAAAUUAUUAUUAUCAAAUAUGUUUCAAAUAUUUUAUUGUGUUAGCAAUGUUUCAAGUAUUAAUUGCAUAUUUCUAUUUUUCAAAUAAUAAUUAUUUAAUUCGAUUUGUCAGACAUACCAUUAUUUCAUGCAUGUAAUAUUUGUUCCAUUUUAAAACAAUAGUAUAUAAAUAUUGUUUUCUUUUUUUUUUGACAAUAUUUGUGUGUUAGUCAAAUAUUAAAUUAGUAUAUUUUGCUCUUUAAUCACAAAAUUUACCAUUUUGUAACAUAUGUCAUGUAUAAUAUAUUUUCAAUUGAUAUUUAUAUGAAUGUGAUAAAGUAAAGCAUAAUAAUCUUGUGCUACAUUUUAUAAUAAUUUGAACAUUAUUAUUUACUAUUGGUGCUCAAAAUGUCGCGAGAUUUUUCAAUUUGUUAUUAACAAUAUGUUAUGGGCAACAUUUUUGUUCUUUGUCCAGUAAUAAAGUAAAAGAUAUACAAUUCAGCUUUUUAGUUUAAAAAAAAAGAAAAAAAGAAAAAAAGGAAAAAAAGAAAUAAAUUUAGCCUUCGCAUUAUAGAAUUUCUUCUAUGAUACAAUUUAUAUGUGUAAUAUUUGGGUAUCAUAUGUGUCGCAAUGUUAAAUCAUAAAAUCAUUAAAAAAGAUGCAAAUUGAUAUCAGAAAAGAAGUUAACUUAAAAUCGAAAGAAUACUGAUGAUUAAAUGGUAAAUAUUUAACUAUAGUAAUAAUAACAAAAAUUAAUACUUUUUUUAAGCUUUAUAAAAUAAUGUUUCUCGAAUACUCUACAUAUGAAUAAAACGUUGCUACAUUAUAUGGAAUAUAGAUGUAUUAAUUGUCAUAUACAUAUAAUGAAAUUUUGUUAAAACAAGAAACUAUUACUUAUUAAUAGUUAUAUACAGAUAUAUUUCAUUAUUACAUAUUAUGUACUUUACUUAAGCUUUCACGAAAUACAGUCACUUUUUUGCUAUUA
Messenger RNA from Bombus terrestris (buff-tailed bumblebee), 3205 nucleotides. Its product is annotated as coiled-coil domain-containing protein 6. The record is from RefSeq and is a predicted model, not a curated record. The transcript has 6 exons. The coding region runs from base 1 to 1278 and encodes 425 amino acids. Lineage: Eukaryota; Metazoa; Arthropoda; Insecta; Hymenoptera; Apidae.